Aspergillus oryzae RIB40 is the source of this 1212-nucleotide messenger RNA. RefSeq lists its product as uncharacterized. The transcript has 6 exons. NCBI's taxonomy places the organism in Eukaryota, Fungi, Ascomycota, Eurotiomycetes, Eurotiales, Aspergillaceae. The record is from RefSeq and is a predicted model, not a curated record. Bases 1 to 1212 code for a protein of 403 amino acids.
AUGAGCGACAGCUGCGCGCCGAGCUGCCUCGACAAGCCAUCGGGUUUCAAUCCCCCAUUGCUUUGGCUAUCAAUGUCCGCAUUGCACGUGCCACAGACGAGAUCAUGUCAUGUUUGUGUUAAUCCUGAUGAACAAGCUAUACGUUCCGACUCUGACGAAAUACAAGCUCUAUAUGGGAAUACAUCCAUUACUCAACUGGAGCUUGUCUACAAGAUCCAGAAGAUCCUUCAGAAUCUUUAUGAGACAGGCCGUUCCUUCCCCCCUGCUCUUGUUCUCGACUUCAAUCGUCCUCUGCAGACAGUAACACGGACAGGCGCAUCGCUCUAUUUAAUGUUGUUCCAGGCACUGCAGCCUCUUCCAGCAGCGUUAGGCCGUCUGUGUGAGACGUGUAAUGAGGCCGCGACGAAAAGUCUAGCCAUUCUUCACGCACUCAAGCGCCAGCAGACCAUACCCCGAUAUGGCUUUUUCGAUCUGGACGCCACAUUCUCCGGCGCCUUUGUUCUGGUCAUGAUGGGCCUCAUAGACAAGACUCGGGAUCAACCUCCCCCAGCUCUAGACCAAGCAUUCGAUGUCCUUCGGUUCCUGUCCCGAGCUGGUAACCUAGCCGCCGAACGCCGUUUACAAGACAUCACGCAUUCUUGUAUGCAUGUAUGGCCAAACCAUAUUCUAGGAGCAGAUAGACAGCAAGGUGAACAAGUAGACAGUGGCUCACUGAGUGCAAUCAGUUUAUCCUCGCUCGGCCCGAGAGGAGAUGCAUCGGUCCCUCACACAUCGGCUUCGGCUAUUCCUCCGCAGCCACCCCAAUAUACGACCGUGGCUGCCGAAGGCUGGGAACAGGGCCGGGAUGAAAGUCGGCUUCUGGAGACGUGGAUGCACCCUGAUACCGCUAAUGCAACGUUUGACAUGCAAGUGGACUGGGACUGGCAUCUAGACCUUUCGGUGGAGGCAGAGGGGAUUUACUCCAGUUUCUUUGAUCCAUCGCUGCCACUUACCGGUGUCGAUCACCUGGAUUGGCAAGAGAUUGAAAAGAUCUUUAACGGACAGAAUGAUCCAUAUGUAAAAGUUCAAAUCCACUUAUACUCAUUUUUGCGAAUCGGAGGAGUUGAACGAUGCCAGAUGACGGCGUGCUCGCCGUUGAACAGCCUUCAAGGAUGCCGAUAUUGUAUAUUCUCUUUCGGAAUGCAAUACCGAAGUAUCCACACUUCGGUCUAG